AUGCCUAAAGUAGAAGGACCACAAGUCACUUCAGCAACAGACUUUCCUGAAGGCAAUAGCCAAAUGUCCAUCAGACUAUCCUUGGUGGGAUAUGCUAAUACAGAUGUCAUAUUCUCUGACCUGAACUCAAUAGAAUUUAUUUCUGUUUCAUCAUUUGAAUUUUCAUCACCUGAAUCAGCAACUUCUAUGCAUGGAGGAGUUCAAGGUUCAAAGGUUCUUGAACUAAGAGUUCAUAACCAAACAACUAAGAGUUGUACAGCUUUGCAGGAACUAAGAGUUCAUAACCAAGCAACUAAGAGUUGCAUAGCUUCUGCUAAGAAAGAGCAAAAAUCACAAAGGGUUGCUAUUAAAGCGCUUUUUAUUAGCAUUGCCCUUAUAUCUUUGGCGAUUAUUGCAUUGCUUUCUUAUUUGAUCUUUUAUAUGGUUUAUAUUCCUAAACUUGUACAUUCAUACCCUGUUUAUUUACAAUAUCAUAAAAAUAAUUCACCUUAUGCUAUUGUUGACUUUACAAACAACGGUUUAUAUGAUAGUAUUUUAACUGAAGACCAAAGUUACAUUGUUUCAGUAGAUUUAAAUGUUCCAUGUAUUCUUGCCUAUCAAUCAACCCCUCUUCGUAUUUUUACAACUAUAUGGCAAAUGUUACCUUUAUUAUUUGGAUUUUCUAAGGAGGAACAAAAUUUACAUGUUGUAAUGUUAGAAAAUAUGGUAGAAUCAUCAGAAGCACCAAUAACCCAUGCAAUCAUUACUAUUUCAAAUGAAAACUUGGAAGUUUAUAUUGCAAAAAUAAGAUUGGAUGCUUAUUUUCAAGGCUUACGGUCAUUUGUUUCAUGGCAACAUAAUAAUGGCGCAGAAAACAUUGUUGCAAAAAUUUCAAAAAAUAAAGAAAAUGUUGAUUUGUCAAAUUCUGUAUUAGAUCAAAAUCAAGAAAUUAGAUUCGAGGAAGACAAUGAUAGUAAUAAUAAUAUUAGAGAUGAUAAAUGGUUAGAAGUUCGUUAUAAUGACAAAACCAUUGACAGUAAAAUUGCCGAUUCCGAAAGUGAAAAUGAAUCGUUACCUCCAGGGUUAAAUGUAAAUUUACAAGUAAAUAAUGAUUCCUUAUUUGAAACUGAUGAAGACGAACAUAGUAUUGUGUCAAGACUAUCAUUAGAUGAAGAAUCCGAGACUGCUGAAUCAACUGGUAAUAAAACUGAUGGAAGUGCUACACCUACUAACAUAUUUAUUCAAAAGAAUACUCCAACUAGACUAUCAACUACGCAUGAUGAUUCUGAAGAAGGCGGCGGAGCAUCAACAAGUGGAUCUACAACAUCUGCUACCUAG
Entrophospora candida is the source of this 1317-nucleotide messenger RNA. Lineage: Eukaryota; Fungi; Glomeromycota; Glomeromycetes; Entrophosporales; Entrophosporaceae. The record is from the annotation of a GenBank genome assembly.